CCAAAUAUCAGCAGAUUUUAUCCUGCCUGCAUGAUUGUCCUCAUUUGCACUGGUUAAUAGGGGCCAGAGAGUACACAAAGCUUUGUUACCAUAAAUGUUAGAUAUCACCUUUGUUGUAAUUGGUUUUUAAAGCAAUAAAUACAUCAUGGUACAAAUGUUGCCACUGUUACAUCAACGAGAUCAUGAGCUGCAGGCAUCCACGCUGUGAAGAAAGCAUGCUGGAACAACACUGUUUAUUUCCCAGCAUUUAUGUCCUGCUUAAUUGCAAUAAACCUCAAGGCAGUUGAGACAAGCGAUAGGACCCGUUCUGCUUCUUUGCAGGUGCCAAAACCUUUCACGCUGCCCCUGAAAUUUCUACUGUCCUUUGCUAAGACUCCAAUCUACACUGCAGUAGGAGGAGAGCCGGGCUCUGGAAAGUGAUAGGAUCGUAGAAUUGCAGAUCUGGAAGGGAACCCAAGGGUCUUCUAGAUCAACCCCCUGAAAUCAGUGCCAUGUGGGGCUUAAGUGCAGAAAACGCGGGAGCUGCUGAGACGGGCACAGAGGCAACUACCGCAGAGGUAAAGGAUUAACCAUCUCGGAUGCUUCAAGUUUCACGAUGCGACGACCGGGAGGGAGAGGGAAUAAAAGCGAGAGCGAGGAAGAGAGUUGGACGGAGAAAAGCCUAAGAGACCAGCAAGCAAAGUCUCCGAAGAGGGAACUGAGCUUUACUGCAAAAAAAAAAAAAAACCCGGACUGGCAGCAGGUAAGGAGCGCACCAAGAUCCACAAUGGUGGAAGACUUCGAGGUAGCCAUUUCUCAGGGCCAAUUGGCAGGCGCUGUGUCGCAUGUGCUGGCAAAACCACUGCACUUCUUCAACAGCACUCCGCUCCACAUUGCCAUAGUAGGAGAGCCCGGCUCCGGGAAGUCCUCCUUCAUCAAUGCCAUGCUGGGUCUUCGGGCCGAUGACCCACGUGCCGCUGCGACUGGCAUACAGAUGACGACUGUGCAAGUCAAGGAUUACCCACACCCGACACUUCCGCAAGUGAUCCUUUGGGACCACCCCGGAAGGGGAAUGGCAACUUUUGGGGAGGACAAAUUUGAGAAAAAGGUCGAUUUGAAUCACUUUGAUUUCUUCGUCAUCGUCGGCUCCCAGCGCUUCCGCUCCACCCAUUCUGACCUGGUCCAUGAGAUCCAAGAUAUGGGCAAGAGCUUCUACUUUGUGCGCACCAAAGCAGACCUGGACCUGUUGGCCGCCAAGAGGCAACAGCCAUCUGACUACAGUGAGAAGAAGGUCCUCUUGCACAUCCAGGAGGACUGCAAAGAGUGCUUGGUAAGAGAAGGAGUGAGGGACCCACAAGUCUUCAUCGUCUCCAACUGGGAAGCCGACCGCUUUGAUUUCCCCCUCCUGGAGGAAACGCUGAAGAACGAUCUCUUGCGGCUGAAGAGGCAAGCCUUUCUGCACCGCUUCCCUAGCAUCUGCCUGCCUAUCUUAGAGAAAAAGAAAACCACUGUGAAGGAGAAGAUUUGGACCAAAAGGCUUGUUUUGCUGGUCGCUCUUGGAAGCCCAGUUCCCUUCCUUCUCCCUAUAUUUCUGUUUAGUAAGUUCCGCUCCUGGUGCUUCCUAGACUUUGGCCUGGACAAUCCAUCCCUUGCAGCUCUGGCCCAGCGGGUUGGAAAGACAAGCACAGCCCUUAAAGCAGCAAUGCAGUCGCUGGGAAUCUUCUCUGCCAUUUUAUGGGUGCUGCCCGACUUGGUGGGACUCUCAGUGAUGGCUUAUGAAUAUCACUGCUGGGAGCAUUUCCCCAUCUUUGGCUGCCUUCUGUCGGGAGGGAUUUCGCUUCCUCGCACCUACUUCAUGCUGCAGAAAUGCAUAUCGGGUGCUGCUGAUGACACCCAGAGGGUUCUGUCCAAAGCUCUUGAGGCAGAGGGUAAAAAUCCAUUUAGCAGCAAGCAGAUGUGCCAUGAUGACUAAGUGCUUGAUAUAUAGUAUCUGGUGAAUUAUACCUGUUUCCAUUUUUAAAACAACCACCACCAAAAGACAUCAAAAUAAUAAUAAUCAGAUGAUCAGGUUUUUUAUUUUUAAAAUUCCAUAAUUCUUAGGCUUCUCUUUUU
Podarcis raffonei (Aeolian wall lizard) is the source of this 2091-nucleotide messenger RNA. RefSeq names its product interferon-inducible GTPase 5-like. The coding region runs from base 596 to 1951 and encodes 451 amino acids. The record is from RefSeq and is a predicted model, not a curated record. Gene Ontology annotation, molecular function: GTPase activity; GTP binding. The transcript is spliced from 3 exons. Lineage: Eukaryota; Metazoa; Chordata; Lepidosauria; Squamata; Lacertidae. Gene Ontology annotation, cellular component: membrane.